This is a messenger RNA of Acanthoscelides obtectus, 2109 nucleotides long. The record is from the annotation of a GenBank genome assembly. Lineage: Eukaryota; Metazoa; Arthropoda; Insecta; Coleoptera; Chrysomelidae.
GUCACAGUCGGCAAUCGCUUCCUCACUAGGGUGGUCCGUGUGUAAUGUGCAUGGUGAAGGCAUACAUUCAUUGGUCAUCGCAACGAUCAUGUGCACCUACAGCAGUCCCUCUCAGGGGGAGGGGUAAGGUCAUUUGGACUUUUGUUAUACAUAUCCGUGGCUAACUUCAGAAGGAGAAGAUAUAUGUGAAACCAUGAGAAAUCGAUGUUUGUGAAGAAAAAGUUUCGAAACUAGACGGGUAAUAAGCUAAAAUCGCUGUUCAAAUGCAUACUAUUACCAAGUCGCGUCGAGAUAACCACAUUACUGGUAAGAUAAGGCACAAUAUCCCAUAAAUAGUUUCAACAAUAACAAGGAUUAUCUCAGUCGGACAGUGACCGCAUAGUGUAUCUAACCAAGAUGAAGGCGCUCCUAAUUUUUCCGCUACUAUGGACAGUAAUAGACUGCGCUAACAUCCUAGCCAUUUUCCAUAUGCCGUCCUAUAGUCACCAGGUGGUAUUCCAGCCCAUUUGGAGAGAACUUUCUUUAAGAGGACAUCAGGUCACAGUGAUCACUUCUCAUCCCUUAAAUGACCCUACAUUGAAAAACCUCACAGAGAUAGAUGUAAGUGCAUUGAAUUUGGAUAUACCAAAGAAGAUGCGACUCAUGCACUACAUUGAAAAAGACCAACCAAUACACGUGAAAGUGCAGAAGGUAGUUGAAGUGAACUAUGAGAUAGCAGAAGUUCUACUGAGUGACAAACGGGUGAUCGGUGUGUACAAUAACAGUGCCUCGAAGUUUGAUUUGGUGUUAGUCCAGCCUUAUAUGCCCCCAACACUUUUUGCUAUUGCUGCCAAGCUUAAGCUUCCCUUCGUAGGGAUUUCAUCAUUUGGAGCUUUCUUCCCUAGUUACUAUGCAAUGGGGAACCCGCAUCCACCAAGUCUGUAUUCGGACAUAUAUUUGCCGUAUCAUGGGAGGAUGACAUUUUCUGAGAGGCUCAGGAGCACCUUGUUCUAUCUUUGGCAUAGAUACUACUGGACCUUCCACGCCCUACCAAAAUGCGACCAGAUAGCCAAAAAGUACUUGGGUCACGAUUUGCCCUACAUCGGAGACAUAGAAAGAAACAUGAGCCUUCUGUUACUAUCAAACCCUAUUCUGUAUGAACGAAGACCCAAUGUUCCAACCAUAAUAGACCUCGAGAUGCUGCAUGUGAAGCCUGUCAAACCACUACCAGCAGAUUUGAAGCAGUUUUUGGACAAUGCUAAGCAAGGAGUAAUAUACUUCAGUCUCGGUUCAAACGUGCUAAGUGCUGGGCUAACAGAGAAUUUGAGAAAGGUGUUAAUGGAAGCAUUCUCUGAAUUGCCUUACCAAGUACUCUGGAAAUUUGAGGACGAUAAGUUGCCUGGUAAACCGAAAAACGUCGAAAUUAGGAAGUGGAUACCCCAACAAGAUGUUUUAGCUCAUCCUAAUGUGAAGGUCUUCUUCACCCAAACUGGAUUGCAGUCCACAGAGGAAGCAAUAUCCAGAGGUGUACCUAUGGUGGGCAUGCCUUUCAUAUCAGACCAAGCUUGGAAUAUCAGGCGACUAGUUGAAGAAGGUGCCGCUGUUAGGCUCGACCACACAACAUUGACCAAAGAAGAAGUCAAGAAUGCUUUACUGCAGGUUAUCAAAAAUCCCAAAUAUAAAGAAAAUGUGUUGAGGCUACAAAAAAUAUGGUCAGACCAGCCAAUGAAAGCUCUCGAUAGGGCCGUGUGGUGGAUAGAAUACGUAAUCCGGCACAAGGGAACAAGGCAUCUGAGAAGUCCCACGGCUGACGUAACGUGGUUCGAGUAUCUGCUUGUUGAUGUGAUACUUGUUCUAUUAUCAGCUAUCAGUCUGGUUAUUUUCGCUUUGUAUAGGACGGUGAAGUUCAUCUUUAGUAAAAUGACUGGCGGAGAACCUAAGAAAGUGAAAAAAUCUAAACGAAGCUAGUGAUUCAAUGUAGCACUGCAUGUUUCUAGUGAACUGUAUUUUGGCUGUGUAUUAGAAUGCAAGCUGUUGUAUAACAAAUGAAUGCAGGUUUAUAUAUCAUGUUUUUUAUAUUAUGUGGCGAUGUUUUAAUCUGUUUAAUAAAGAAUGUUGGAGUAAAACAUA